UUAAAUGGCACCGAGCAGUUGGCGUGGGGAGAGGGAACAGCCGUCCCCGAGCCGCACACACGUCCCGGAGCCCCCCGAGCGCCCAUGGAGCUCUUCGAGACCAACCCUUACUUCUUCCCGGAGCAGAGGUUUUACGACGGGGAGAAUUUCCUGGGCUCCCGCUAUGAGCCGGCGGCGUUCCCCGAGCGCGCCGAGGCCUCCCUGUGCCCCGAGGGCAGGGCGGCUCUGGAGGAGAAGGACUCGGUGGGCGAGCACUGCCCCGGGCAGUGCCUGCCCUGGGCCUGCAAGGUGUGCAAGAGGAAGACGGUGUCCAUGGACCGGCGCAGAGCGGCCACGCUGCGGGAGAAGCGGCGGCUCAAGAAGGUGAACGAGGCGUUCGAGGCGCUGAAGCGCAGCACCCUCCUGAACCCCAACCAGCGGCUGCCCAAGGUGGAGAUCCUGCGCAGCGCCAUCCAGUACAUCGAGCGGCUGCAGAGCCUGCUCAGCUCCCUCAACCAGCAGGAGCGGGAGCAGCGGGAGCUGCGCUUCCGCCCCCAGCCCGCGGCGACCAGUGAGUGCGGAUCUGGCCGCUCGUCCUGCAGCCCCGAGUGGAGCACCCAGCUGGAGUUUGGCACCAACCCUGCAGAUCCCCUCCUGGCCGAGGAGGCGGCAGAGGAGCGCGACCUGCCCUCGCUGUCCUCGCUCGUGGAGAGCAUCGCCGGGGACGGCGCGGCCGCGACCUUCCGGGAGGAGCGGGGCCAGAACUGAGCCGGCACGGACCCCCGGGGCCGGGAGGGAGGCGCUGGAAGGGUCCGGCCGCCGGGAAUCACAGUCACCCCUCCGGCAGCGCUGGAACCGCUCGCCUCCUCCCCGCUCCCCGCGGAACGCUCCGCCCGACCCGGGAACGAGACCGGGGAGAGGUGGGAUGUUGGCAGUGCCCAGCCCUUGGCGCCGGGCUCUGCUCUGCUCCCCAGUCUGGGGGUUUUGGGGGCCAAUGUGUGUGCUGGGUUCGCUUUGCUGGUGUUUUUUCCCAGAUGCUCCUUGACCAAGGGCUCUCUCCGACCCGGAGCCUGCCCCGCCUUUUCUACUCAGCGCUGUGUGCAGUUGCCAUUUAGGGGUUUGGUUUUUUUAAUUAUUAUUUUUGCUAACUUAUUUGGAUUUUUUUUUUUUUUAAUAAAGGCAUUCUUGUUUGGACUGCUUGGGGUUUUCCUUUAGUGCUGUUCCCCUUUGUGCAGGCUGCCCCAAUUCCCAGGUCGGA
Molecule: messenger RNA, 1237 nt
Organism: Pseudopipra pipra
Lineage: Eukaryota; Metazoa; Chordata; Aves; Passeriformes; Pipridae
Gene: MYOG
Product: myogenin
Exons: 3
Coding region: 85-747 (220 amino acids)
Biological process (GO): skeletal muscle cell differentiation; positive regulation of transcription by RNA polymerase II; muscle organ development
Molecular function (GO): RNA polymerase II cis-regulatory region sequence-specific DNA binding; DNA-binding transcription factor activity, RNA polymerase II-specific; protein dimerization activity
Source: RefSeq, a predicted model, not a curated record